Anguilla anguilla (European eel) is the source of this 3122-nucleotide messenger RNA. RefSeq names its product ras association domain-containing protein 2-like. Bases 334 to 1311 code for a protein of 325 amino acids. Gene Ontology annotation, cellular component: cytoplasm; nucleus. The record is from RefSeq and is a predicted model, not a curated record. Lineage: Eukaryota; Metazoa; Chordata; Actinopteri; Anguilliformes; Anguillidae. The transcript is spliced from 10 exons. Gene Ontology annotation, biological process: positive regulation of protein kinase activity; signal transduction; regulation of non-canonical NF-kappaB signal transduction.
GCAUGCUGCCGUUGGAAGGCGGCACGAACAAAAGGGUGCCAUCCGAGAUGCUGAUUGGCUGCUGUGGUGCCGAGGAUCCCGCUACAGCAGAUGGGGGACCCCUCGUUUACACGCCCCCGACGCUUUGACCGCUUCCGAAACCCGGCGAGGGCAAAUCCGAGCCGAACCGAAUCCAACUCAACUAGACCAUUAUAGCUCCGAAUACUGAAACACGGAGAACAAUUCUAGUUUGAAAGCGCGUCCCAACUUGUGGUUGCCUUGUGCAAUUCGCUAAGGAUCGCGAAGGUAAAAGAAGAGGAAAAACCCCGCCCAUGUUGUUCCGGCUGACCGAGGAUGGAUAACGGACAGGACUGUGUUCAGAUCGGCGAGAACAAGUUCAUCAGCAAGACUACCCUGCUGAUGCACCUCAAGACUUACAAUUUGUACUACGAGGGACAAAACCUUCAGCUCAGACACAGAGAGGAGGAAGAGGAGUUGAUUGUUGAAGGGUUGCUCAACAUCUCCUGGGGUUUGAAGCGGCCAAUCCGCUUGCAGAUGCAGGAUGACAAUGAGCGAAUCAAACCCCCUCCUUCUUCCACAUCUUGGCAUUCAGGCUGCAACUUGGGCACCCAAAGUAUGGAGACUCAGCCAGUCCCGAGCACUCAGCCAGUCCCGCCUACCAUUGAAGUGACAGAGUGCGAGGACCUAUCAGAACAAUGCUCUGAGAAGGAAGCGGAAAUGGGAGAGGAGUAUGAGGGCUCUUCUCAGAUCCUGAGGACCAAGAGCGACGCUGGCGUUUUGAGAAGAGGCGCCCGGCGGUCGGCGAGCGAUCAGCGCAAAAUCAGGCGUCACAGAUUCUCCAUCAACGGCCACUUCUACAACCACAAGACGGCAGUCUUCACCCCGGCGUACGGCUCCGUCACUAACGUCCGCAUCAACAGCUGCAUGACCACGCCUCAGGUCCUGCGCGUGCUGCUCAACAAGUUCAAGAUUGAGAACAGCCCGGAUGACUUCGCGCUCUACCUGGUGCACACCAGUGGGGAGCGUGUCCAGCUGAAGCGAUCUGAUCACCCCCUGGUGCUGCGGGUGCUGCAGGGUCCGUGUGAGCAGGUCAGCAGGAUCUUCCUCAUGGAGCAGGAUCUGGCGGAGGAGGUCACCUACGAUGUGGCACAGUAUAUAAAGUUUGAGAUGCCCGUGCUUCAGAGUUUCAUCACAAAACUCAAGGAAGAGGAGGACAGGGAGGUCCAAAAACUCAGGACCAGGUACACCUCUCUCCGUUGUUUGAUUCAGAGGAAGCUACAGUGUCUUCCAGAGGGGCCUACUUGUAUGUGACUCCACCCUCAGACCCCCAACGGACGCCCAGACCCCCUCUGCACUUCUUCCUACAUCACUUCCUGCCAUCACAAUAACCUUCCCCUUCUCCGUCCAGUAGAAGGCUGGUAAUACCAUUCCUUCCCCCUCCACCCCCCUGACCCUUCCUAACAUUUCGUGAGAGGACCUAUUGUAGCAUUUCCUCAAAGAGCAAUAAUAAUGAUAGAGAGAUCAUUUGCAGACCUAACGGUUGCAAACGUAUCUCUUAUGGCACUUUUCCUGUGGACAUACAUGGUAACAUGAGUCAAACCAGCCAAAACAAACUCGUAUGCAAAUAAAACAAAGCACAUUCCACAAAAUGAACUUUCCAAUCUAAUUUUGACUAAUUGGUUGGUUUAAGAAUUAUAAGUGAAGAAUUAUAUUUUUGACCCAACUCUUGACGCUUAUCUUGGAAAACAGACCACUAGAUUUUUUUUCUGCUGCCAUUCUGCCAAUCCUGACAAGCCCCGCCCUUCUAAGAACUGCUUUGGAAACAGAAAUAAGAACUGAAAUCUGUCCCUGGUAAUGUGGGAGAUUGUGAUGUCACAAAUGAGAACAUCCGGCAUUCUCAUCCCCUACUCUGAACAUUGUAAAGCUUGUCUUUUGAGGGGAAGCAGUGUGUUCCUGUCCAAUUCUUGGUUUUAAGAACUGCCUGUGGUUUCUGUCCCAUGUCAUGUUCCUCUGGCUGAAGGUGUCAGGACGUCAAAAGUGGAAUCUGUCCAUUUAUGGCCCUUCCUAAUUUGUAAAUUGAAUUUUUUUGGGAAUUAGCGGUGGUGAUUUAUCUCUUCUGUGCACCACAGCUAACUGCCACCACCAGUUAUAAAUGAAAAAUAAAAAAAACAUUAAGUUCUUUUCUUUUUUAUUAGAAGUGCCCUUUUUGCUUUUCACGUGACACAGUCCCCUAGAUUCUACAAACACUUGACUAACUCGCUAUCUGUUAAAUCUAAUGUUGCUUUAACUACAGUGCAGUGCAUUUAGUUGAAAAUUGGGUGCAGAGUUAUAGACGUGUAGGUAACUGCUGGAUUGUUUACUGGAAUUUAGGACAUGCUCUUAUCAAUGAUUUACAAUGCAAACACCAGUGUUUUGACAUUCUUGACAUUGGUCAGUUGACCAACAAAUGUAAAUAAUAUUGGUAACGAUAAAUGUACAUAGGAUGGAUUGGCGGCCUGUCCAGGGUGUAUUCACAGGGCCUCUGGCCCAAUGCACGCUGGGAUAGGCUCCAGCACCCCCCGCGACCCUGCUCAGGAUAAGCGGGUAUAGAUAAUGGAUGAAUGGAAAUGUACAUAGGUACACUGACACUCUUGGCAGAGCUAAGAAGUGAAAUAACUAGGUAUCAGACUUCUUCCCACAAACAACUCAGUAAACUAUUUGGUCAGUUGAGAGAUUAAAGUAUGAACAAGAAUUUCAAUUAUUUUGGAAGGGAAUGGUUUCAUUUUUUUACUGUAGUUUCUUUUAAUAUUGAAUUUAUCAAGAGAAUGUUUUUGAUUUUUUUUUUUAAAUACUUGAUUAAUUGAAUCUUUAUGUGAAUAGGUUGUAUUAAAACUUCCACCACUGGUACACAGAAAUGGAUGACUUUGACAGGCAAGCCUAAAUGUUAUCUGUGCUGAAUUCUGCCAACUUUUUAUGUUUGUGUUUCUGCUGAAUUUGAAGCCUGAUUUAUUGGAAUUUCACGAAGCUCUACCUUGUGAAGCACAGCAGCAGCAGCUGCGGGUUUUUGAAAAAUCUGUAGGACAAAUAAAGAUUCUCUUUAAAGGAGGGAUAUUGCAGAGGAUUGUGAAGAGAGUUGGCUACAA